This is a messenger RNA of Colossoma macropomum (tambaqui), 2528 nucleotides long. Its product is annotated as NF-X1-type zinc finger protein NFXL1-like. The record is from RefSeq and is a predicted model, not a curated record. Gene Ontology annotation, cellular component: nucleus. The transcript has 19 exons. Lineage: Eukaryota; Metazoa; Chordata; Actinopteri; Characiformes; Serrasalmidae. Gene Ontology annotation, biological process: regulation of DNA-templated transcription. Bases 45 to 2513 code for a protein of 822 amino acids. Gene Ontology annotation, molecular function: DNA-binding transcription factor activity, RNA polymerase II-specific; RNA polymerase II transcription regulatory region sequence-specific DNA binding; zinc ion binding.
UCAACGGACGGAGUGCGCGGUCCCGGCGGCUUGUGGCGAUCUCCAUGGAGCCGGCUUGGCGACAGCAGGGGAGAGGGCGCGGCCGGGGUCAGACGAGGGGUCAGACUCCUGGUGACUUGUUGCCAGGGCGACCCCAGAGAGAAGAAGAUGGGGUGAGGGUGGGACGAGGACGGGGCGGUUCUGCUGUGACCACACUGCCCAAAACAGAACCUCCACCCAGUAAAGUCGUGUCCUCUCAGUCCAGAUUUGACGAGAUCAGGAAGUCCAACCAGGCUGCAGCUCAGCGACUGGUGGAGAAACAGUAUGCCUCCUCGUCUGAGGAGGAGGAUGAUGAUGAUGAUGAUGACGAUGAUGUUGAAGAUGGAAGGCUUGGUAAACGAGGGACGAUCCUGCAGUCGACGCUCACUGCGUACACCAACCAGAUGGGAGGCGACGUGUCGGACUUGGAGCGAACCCGUCAGUACCUGAACGAGGCGUUCCAGUCCGGAGCCAUAACCUGCCUCAUCUGCAUCGCAUCUGUGAAGAGAACACAAGCGGUAUGGAGCUGUGUGGGAUGUUAUUGUAUUUUCCACAUCCCGUGUAUUCAGAAGUGGGCCAAAGACUCCAUCUUCUUGGUUUCCUCGGUAACAGACGAGGAUUUUGGGAAGAAGGAACACCCCUGGCCGUGUCCUAAGUGUAGGUAUGAGUACUCUCCUCAUCAGACUCCAUGUCGUUAUUAUUGUUACUGCGGUAAAGAGGUUGACCCCGCCCCUGACCCCUGGCUCCUCCCACAUUCCUGUGGACAGGUGUGUGACAGGGAGUUCAAACCGUCCUGCGGACACCGCUGCCUGCUGCUGUGCCAUCCAGGCCCGUGUCCCCCGUGUCCGAAGAUGGUGAGCGUGUCGUGUCUGUGUGGGAAAGCGGCUCCGGUUCCUCGGCGCUGCAGUAAUAAAGGCUGGAACUGCGGUAAAACCUGCGGCCGCACGCUGCCCUGCAGGAUCCACACCUGCACACACACCUGUCACGCAGGUGUGUGUGAGCCGUGUCCCAGGGUCAGUGUACAGAAGUGUGUGUGUGGGAGGAGAUCAGCGGAGCGUCAGUGUGCCAGUCCACUGUGGCACUGCGACCAGGUGUGCGGGCGUCCAUUGCCGUGUGGGAAUCACACGUGUGAGCGCGUGUGUCACGCGGGUGCGUGUGGAGAGUGUCCUCGCGCGGGGAACCGGACCUGCCCCUGCGGGAAGAGCAAGUGCGCUCUGCCGUGUACGGCUGAUGUUCCCACCUGUGGGGACACCUGUGAUAAGAAGCUGGACUGUGGGUUACACAGCUGCUCCAUGCGCUGCCAUAAAGGACCCUGUGAAACCUGCCGACAGGAGGUGGAGAAACAGUGUCGCUGUGGGCGCUACACUAAACGCAUGCCGUGCCAUAAGGAGUGUCUGUGUGAGUCCAAAUGUAACAAGACACGAAGCUGCAACAGACACCAGUGCAGGAGGAAGUGCUGUCCAGGUAACUGUCCUCCCUGUGAUCUGAGCUGUGGCAGGACGCUCGGCUGCAGGAACCACAAGUGCCCGUCGGUGUGUCAUCCAGGGAGCUGUUAUCCGUGUCCGGAGGUGGUUCAGGUGAAGUGUGCGUGUGGUUCCACUUCUCUGAGUGUUCCCUGUGGGAGAGAGAAAAGCACCAAACCUCCUCGCUGCAAAGAGCUCUGCAGGAGUCCUCCAUCGUGUCAUCACCCCUCUCGAGAACGCCACAGGUGUCAUUUUGGCACAUGUCCGGUCUGUAAGCAGGUGUGCCAGCUGCCCUUACCUGGCUGUACACACCUGUGCCCAGCGCCGUGUCACGACCAGGUGCUGCUCAAAUCCAACCAGCGGGCUCCGUUAGCUGGUCCGUGGGAGCAGCCAGCAGCUCCAGCGUUUGAGUGUAAGGCUCUGCCCUGCCCUCCCUGCCAGGUCCCCAUACCAACGGCCUGCCUGGGGGAACACGAGGUGAGCCCAGUCCUGUGUCACGCUCAAGGGCCGUUCUCAUGCGGCCGGCUGUGCGGACGAACUUUGACCUGCGGUAACCACAGCUGCAGCCUGGAGUGUCACUCAGUGACCCCUGACCCCAAAAUAGAGAAGACAGAGGCUGGUAAGGAGUGUGAGCAGUGUGAAGAGACUUGCUCUAAGCCCCGCCCCCCCGGUUGCCCUCACCCCUGUGCCCUCCCCUGUCACCGUGGCGACUGCCCCCCCUGCACCCAGAUGAUCAGACAGCGCUGCCACUGCAAGAUCACCAACCUGUACAUCGAAUGCCUGAAGCUGACGUCGGCUGAUGAAGAGGCUGAAAAGCUGCUCACCUCCUGCAAGAACCAGUGUCCUAAACAGGUGACCCAUAUUUCUGUAUCUGUGCACAUGUUCUGUUGUUCCAGCACCUUCUACAGUGUCAGAGUCCCGGGACACGUUCUCCCCUCUCCAUCCCUCUGUCUCUCCAUCCCUCCGUCUCACUCACACCUCUUUAUCAGGCGUCAGUCAUGUGGGAGUUUUCCUUCCUCCUUUAGUCUUUAGUGUCAGUAGUAACGU